CGUCGCCCCCGCUGCCGCUCACAUCGUCGUCCACAUACACUUCGUAAUCGCUAUCGCUCACAAUGAACACACCUAAAACGCCAACUAAGCACUCAGUUUUGGGUAAGCGAUCCCAUCGGACACAGUCGGACGACGCACCGUCGUCGCCAGCGUCGUCUUCCGAUUGCUGUCAAUCGUCAUCAUCGUCGGACACUGGCUUCACCGCAGCCUCAUCUCCAGACCCAAUUCCAUCUCCAAAGCGUCUGAGGUCAAACUCCUCUAUCGUUGAUGAUGGAAACAACAAGGAAAAUAUACCACCGUUCAAGGGUGAGGUAAUCAACGACUCGCCCAGGUCUAUCCGAUCUCUUCGUCGUACUGCAACAGAACACCAAUCCCCUUCACGCCCUCGUAGUACUCCGCGCCGUCACGCAUCCAUGUCCCACGUUCCUGUGACGCCGACAACGCCCGCGACCGCUAUCUCCCGACUCAACGUUGACACCCCUCCCCCUACUCCUUCAGGCCUUUGCCUUCCUAUUCAUGCACGCGCCCGUGCUCUCCUUCGCGCUACGUGCAACAGUACCGCUAGCAUUGCUGGUCGGGAAUCAGAGCGGGACCUGAUCACGUCAUUCGUCGACUCCUUCCUCGUCACGAAACUCAACGAAGACGUUCUCGCCAACCCCGUUCUUUAUAUUUCAGGCUCCCCUGGGUGUGGCAAGACUGCUCUCGUGAACGCCAUCCUCACCGGUCUUGAGGUUGAAAUGUUUGAGAACCAGGUCAAUGUCGCUAUGGUCAACUGUAUGGCCAUGAACAGCCUCGACGGCGUCUGGGAUAGAUUGUUUGAAGAGCUUGGUGGCAAUCGUGGCAAGGGCAAGAAGGGGAAGAGCUGUGACCUUGUUGAUGGGUUGCUGAAACGUCUCCAGUCUAAAUGCAUCCUUGUGCUCGACGAGAUGGACCAUGUCGCAAAGACGUCGCAAUCCCUGACCGCGUUGUUCUCUCUCGCUCAGAAACACGCAUCAAAACUUCGCAUCGUCGGUAUCGCAAACACUCAUACCCUGACUUCUGCUUCGAACAUCUCCCUCCAAGGAGCCUCUGGUGUCAAGACUGUUCACUUCGCUCCGUACGAGCCAUCCCAACUUCUUGACAUCCUUCACGCUCGGCUUGCUCCCCUCACCGCCGAAGACUCUAACGUCACCCAGGAGAUCCUGCGGAAGUUCCUUCCUAUUCCUACCAUCACCCUCCUGUCAAAAAAGAUCGCUGCCCAGACUGGUGAUGUUCGUGCCGUCUUUGAAGUCCUGAGGAGAGCGAUCGAUGUCGCUAUAGGCCAGUCUACGACCAUCAACUUCAGCGAAGAUAUCCCUCCCACCGUCACACCUGCACACAUUCUCACUGCCCUUCAAGCUUACGCUCCAGCUUCGAAGGUCACCGCAGCUCCUGCUCCACGUCCCUCGUUGUUCUCUGGCUCUGCCCAGAACGUACCGACGAAGCCCAAAGCAGCUGGCAGUGCGACUGUCACACAAGUCCGCAACCUCGGCAUCCAAGCCCAACUUGUUCUGUUAGCUCUGCUGGUCGCACAUAAACGUCUCCAAGCUGGCCUCUCCCCAUCGUCUUCUACGAUGUCUGCCUCGUCAGUCGCGCCCCGUAGCCCAACUAAACUGAAGCGAAGCGCAUCCACGUCUGCCUCCCUCUUUUCACCGGCCAACACAGCCUCCAAUCUUUCGAUCGAUGUCUCUCACCUCCACGCCCUUUAUACUACCAUCCUCACCCGCGACGAUGCCAGUAACUUCACCCCCGUCUCGCGGUCCGAGUUUUCCGACCUCGCGGGUAUGCUCGAGACCCAUGGCCUCGUGAACCUUGUCUCGGCCGCAUCGAUUCCUGGCUCACCGACGAAGAGCAAGGCUAGGAAGUUGUCUCGGUCGAGUUCGUUUGGAGGUGCGAAGGCGCUAGGGGGACAACAAGAUGUGAAAUUGGCGGAAUGUGUCAGGAUGGACGAGGUCUUGAAGGGUCUAGGCAUCGAAGUCAACGAUGUGGAUAAGACGAAGGGCGACACGGGUAGUGAUAUCUCCGAGGAGGAGAUGAGGGAAAUCUGGCAGACCGAGAUGCAGAAGGUGAAGAAAGAGGAGAAGGUUGCCACUAUGAAGAGCCGAGGUGCGGUGAAGAACGGCUUCGAGGGCGCCAUGGAAUCGUGAACGUCUCUUCGGGCUUGGCUCUAGCGUUCGAGCUUUGUCUUAUGACUGCCUGUCUACUGCUUCUCGGGACUGAGGCCUGAGGACUCCAGAGCUACCUGGACGGAAUCUAGUGCAAUGUCUCUGCUUCCGCAUUGUCUUCGUCGACUGUUCCCUGACUGUGGACUGCAGAUUUAUUCCCUUUUAUCUUUUCCUCCCAUUUCUAUCUCCGAUCUUCGUCACUGUUCGUCCCGAAUCAUCUCGAUAUGUGCAUCACCAUAGGUUUCUAUGCGUGCUGGACGUAUCAAUUAUGGCCAUCCCCCGUCUCUCUUCGUUCCUCUCACUCUGACAUCUCUGGAUGCACGUAUCUCGCUGUGCCCUAGUAGUUUUUUCCACGCACACCAUCGUCGUCGUCGCUAUCAAUAUCCGCGUUCGCCUCUUUCUUCUUCCUUGUUGCUUUAUUUUUCUUUUAUAUCGUUGUGUUACCUCAUUCCCAUUUUCAUCCUUCCACUUCCCUCCACGAGGCGGGGCUCCGGCCUCCCGAAUACCUCUUCACCUCCUUCCAUACUUCGCGUCCUCCGUCCUGCUACCUUCACCCUCCCUCUUUGUUCUUCAUCAUUCCUGUUCAUACGUUGUUUUCCCGAAAGGUCUCUUCGUCUGAGUUCGUAGUCGUUCGUCGUUCAGAAGUUCACGUCGUCACAGUUGUCGUUGUCGUUGUCCCUUGUACAAUUGCAGAGUGGCUCGCCACACUAACACUCCAUAGUUUCUGAUAACUUUGGUGAUACAGUGGUCGAGUUCUCAUUUCUGCUCAGGAUCUGGUCUGAUCAAUGUAAACAAA
Stereum hirsutum FP-91666 SS1 is the source of this 2979-nucleotide messenger RNA. RefSeq names its product P-loop containing nucleoside triphosphate hydrolase protein. Gene Ontology annotation, biological process: mitotic DNA replication checkpoint signaling. The record is from RefSeq and is a predicted model, not a curated record. Lineage: Eukaryota; Fungi; Basidiomycota; Agaricomycetes; Russulales; Stereaceae. The transcript is spliced from 3 exons. Gene Ontology annotation, molecular function: ATP hydrolysis activity; DNA replication origin binding. Gene Ontology annotation, cellular component: nucleus. The coding region runs from base 63 to 2165 and encodes 700 amino acids.